AAAUCUGGGUAAAACCUGCAAACCUGUAAAGGAGUUCACUGGCAAACCUUCACUUUUUCCCUUUCAAGAGUGAAUGUGAUAGAUUUUACGAGUUUGUAAUUUAAGGAAACAUGUGAAAAUAGGAUUUUUUUGGGGGGGAAUGCAGACUGACGAGUAAAUAACAGGUGUGGGCUGAGCUUCUUUUGCACAACAGAAAAGGGGAGUUGAAGGUGCAGCAAGGGGGAGUGUGGGAGGGAGGGGUGAAGUGGAGGUGCAGGCAGGAUGGAGGGUGGAUCUGACAGAGGGGGCGAGGCUGUCAACGGAAGGCAAAUGAAAGCGUAAGCAAGACUGUGCCUGCAAACCCUGCGAGUGCAGCUGACGCCAAAAGAAGGGAAACAUGUUUGGAGAGCGGCGGAAGGACGAAAGAAGGAGCAAGUGAGGAAGAACGAGCCAUCAGUGGCAGCCCUGAUCUUUUUUUCAUCUGUGUGCGGACGCCACUGGAUAAUUUAUAAGCUGUGUGUGUCUGAGGGAGGUUUUUGCUGAGCUCACCACCACCAUGCUGUGUUGUGCUGCUGUCAGUGCAGCUGUCUGGCUGCUGGCAGUGCUCAGCCCGGGCCUGUCUCUUCCAGCUGAGCACAGCUCAGAGCCAGGCUUCACCCUCUGCAGCCACUGCUUCUACAGACAGACGCCUCCUCGGGGAGCCUCCACGGGGCCUCUGCUGCGCCCACGCUGCCACGCUCUGCCCGGAGGACAGGCGCUCGCCACUCUGUCCAGGCCGACCUGUGACACAGCUGUCUACUCUGCCUUCCAUCUCAGCCAUGGAUGGGCAGAGAGGGAGGGGGAAGAGCUUGUGGUGGAGGACAAAGGAGACACCAUCCCAGCCACGGUCCUGGCUCUUCUCAGAGGAGGCGGCCUCCCUCCUCCAGUCUCCUCCACAGACUCUCCUAUUCAAAACUGGGACUCCACAGUCACCUCCCUGGUUCAGUCAAGCAUCCUUCCUCGGUGCGGCACUUUGGGGGGUGACGUCUACAUCCUGACAGGGUCAGGAGGACUCGGGUCGGCUGAUGAUGGAGAUGAGAGGUGUGGAGCGAAGCCUCUCUGGUUUGCAGUUUGCUGUGCUAAUCCAAAGGGAAACUUCAGUGUGGGGUUAGUUAGAAGUACAGAGGAGGAGGGGGAGAGGGAGGUGAGCAUGAAGGAGCUGGAGGAGAUUCUAGAGGUGGAGGAGCUUUUCUUUGAAGGCUGUGGAAGAGGACAAGAUGGAUCCACUGCAAAUGAUGACAAAACUUAUAUAAACUCCGCAGACAUGGAUUUGGAAAACACCAGAGCGAGUGAAGAGGAAGCUUCUGGAAAGGUGGUUGUAGAAGAAGCUCAGGCAGAAUCUUCUGAUACCGAGCUUACUCAACAAACCCCAAUGGAUGAAGUGAAUGAUGAGAGCCUCAAUGAGGAGGACUCAAACUCCACCAGCACUCUGGUUUACAUCCUGUCCACCAGCUUGUCCAUCGUUCAAGCUCCUCUACGUCCCGUCUUCUCCACCAUUACAGAGUUACCUGGACAGGUCAUCUUCAUCCUUCAGGAGGACCUUGGAGUCCUCUUCGCUCUCCCUGGAGACGCCUUCGCCCUGCUGCACCUCCUCACUUCCGACCUCCUCUCCUCAGUGAUCUUUGCAUCCGAAAUGCUGUUAGGAAUUGGGGAGAUGUGCUUCUCAAGUAUUUAUUAUUGCACCUGGUCAAUGAUGGAGGCCCUGUUGAACAGCUGCUACACCGGGGUCAGUGGCAUGGGAACGCUAGCUGGAGACAUAGUGGGGAUAUUUGGUGGCACUCUGGAUAACAUUUGGUCGGUGACCAAGUUCUUCGGAGGAUGGUUGUGGGAGCAGACUGAGGAUUAUGUGGGAACGGUGAUGUUAGAGAUGGGGAGUCAAGUUCAAGCUGUAGGUGGAGGGCUGGGCAAGCUGAUGAUGAGCACAAGAAAUGGAGUCACCAACGUGUUUAGGGUGGGAGGGUCCUUGAUUGUGGGAGUAGUGGAAAAGGCCUUCGGAUCAGUAAAAGAGGCUUUCGGUCAGGAAUCCCAGUAAAAAUUCAUAGAUGAAUGUGGUAUUGAAUAAACUGUUUCUUCAUUUUUUCCUCUAAACUUGCUGCAGACAGAAAAAAACAAACCAAAAUGAAGAUGAUAUCACCUGAUAUGCCUUGAUUGUUGUAGAUGUUUUAUAGGUUGUUGAUCGCCUUUUCUACUCAAGUACAUGCUGUAUUUGAGAAAAAAAGUAAUCUGUGCCCACCCUGACUUUAGAAGUAGCUGUUUAAAUUGUUGGAAAUUAACAGGACAUUCAACUUUGAAUAAAAAUGAAUUCUAAUUUUCAGUUA
Messenger RNA from Oryzias melastigma (Indian medaka), 2336 nucleotides. RefSeq lists its product as uncharacterized. The transcript has 3 exons. The coding region runs from base 536 to 2050 and encodes 504 amino acids. The record is from RefSeq and is a predicted model, not a curated record. NCBI's taxonomy places the organism in Eukaryota, Metazoa, Chordata, Actinopteri, Beloniformes, Adrianichthyidae.